This is a messenger RNA of Volvox carteri f. nagariensis, 3036 nucleotides long. RefSeq lists its product as uncharacterized. Lineage: Eukaryota; Viridiplantae; Chlorophyta; Chlorophyceae; Chlamydomonadales; Volvocaceae. The transcript is spliced from 9 exons. The coding region runs from base 1 to 3036 and encodes 1011 amino acids. The record is from RefSeq and is a predicted model, not a curated record.
AUGUCACCAACCCAGCAAUCAGCAGGGGCACAGGCGCACAGAGUCAUCUCCGGCUCCUCCAAGUCUCCAUGCCCAGUGCCCGGCGUCGCUAACAGCCAUGCCCCGCUGAACCUCAACGGAACUGUAUCUGGUAGAGGGGUGGCUGAGAAACUCUGUGAUGACAGCGACAGGCCCCCGUAUGUGGAAGUAAAGCAGCUCCAGGGACAGAUGAUACGGUUGCCACUGCCGCAGCCGACUUUUUCACCGCCGCAGAGACCUCUACGGCCGCCGCCAGCAUGUCCGAAGCUACAUCUAUCACAGACGCAGCUACAGCCACAACCAUCAUCGCCUCAGCAGCAGCAGUCGCAGCUACUGCAGCUCCAUCAGCAACCGCUGCAGCAGGAGUCCCAUUCACAGCCUGACAGUCAUUACACCGAGGAGGAAGACGCGGAGGAAGAGGGCGCGGAUGAAGAGGGCGCGGAGGCGGAGGACCACCCGGGGGUUGGCGGAGAGCUGAGGGAGCAGAGGGAUGCCGACCUCCGGCCAGUACGGCAGGAGGCGGAGGCGCAGCAAGACUGCGGCGGACAGGGCAACCAGAGCGAGGUCGAGGUCGAGGUCGAGGGAGUGGCUGUGGGACAGUGGCGGCCUCAGCCGCUCGCUGAUCACGGUGCUCGCGGGGGGACGGAUCCGGCCGCGGCCGCCGUGUUCGGGAUCGGGGGCACACCGGCUGCGGAGCACGGGUCUGUGCUGAGGCAACAGGGGCCCCGAAAGGUCCAAAACAACGGACGGCUGCGCCGCCUUACGACAACAACAUCGCCGCUCGCAUCCGCCCUGACUCUGCAGCAGGGGGACUUUUUUCCCAGUCUACCUCCUCGCGCUGCGGCCGUACGUGCCGCCGCACGCAUCGUGAAACAGAGCACCGGCACGUGCUCGCAGCUCCCAGCCGGAGCGUCAGUCGGUGCGGCGGGGAUGGAAGUAGCAGCAGCACCAGCAGCACCAGCAGCAGCGGAGAAACGGAAAGACCGACCCGGGCAACCCAACGGCUUCUUCGCGCGCGGCUCCCGCGCCUACACCUGCAACAGCUGCUGCCUGGCGAACAAGAAGAAGCUCGGGUUCUACGGACCCCCGGGGACAUCCUCCCUGGAGCAGGCGGGGGGCAGGGAGUGCCAGGAGUGCCGUACGACAGAGAGCUCACAAUGGAGUGCUCACGCUGCCGUACUAGGAGCUUACGUGUGCGUGCGGUGCCAUGGGAGGUGGAAUCGGCAUGCCUGGGGCUUCUUCGCACACGGCACACUGGCGUACACUUGUAACAGAUGUUGCCUGAAGAACAGGUCGAUGUUCGGCUUCUACGGCCCGCCGGGCACACGUUCCUUAGAGGCGGCGGGCGGGCGGGAGUGUGUCGAGUGCGGCGCGCGCCAGACCCCGGAGUGGCGGACCCAUCGCGACCUGCUCGGCCGGAUGGCGGUGGUGGCUAUGCUUCGCAGGGCCAGCGGUGGAAGCGGCGGAGGCGGCGGCUGGCAGACGGCGGCGCUCCCGCAGAACUGGCUGGCCAUGCCGCCGCCGCCGCUGCUGCCGCCGUGCCGUACUGGCUCUCGAGAUGUCGCGGUGAUCGUCCCGACCCGCGGGUCGUUUCCCACUGGAUCCAGCAGCUGCAUGACAAGGUGGUCGCGCUGUGCGAGGUUGUCGAGGGGGACCUGCUGCAUCAGGCCCAGCUUCUGCCGCCCGAAGGACGUGGAGGAGGAGGAGGAGGUAGAGAAGGAGAAGGGCAGUGGCGGCAGCGGGCUCCUGCUCAACUCCCUCCGUUUGGGCGAUCUGAUCUACCGCUGGCUGCAGGCCCAGGUAUGGUGCCGCCCGCUGGCUCUGCUGAUCGGGCCUAUGGCUUCCGUCAUGGAACUGGACGGCGAGGGGCCCUUCAUGACCAUGAGCGAGCAGGAACAGGGGUACACGGAGCUCGCCGACGUGGCCCUGGGGGAGACACCGAAGGCCCCCGUUGCGGACAUGGGUGUACGACGAUUUCGUGAUGUAGUGUCGUACCUUGAAGACCGUCUGGCGGCGCAGCUAGCGCGUGAAUACGACGGGGACGGUGGCUCCUCUUCCUCCUGCUCGCUGCUUGAUGAUAGCCCGGCUCGUUCACUGGUGUUGGCGGUGGUUUCGGAGGGGCUUCGGUUGGCGUUACGACUGGGGAUGGGUGCAGGGGGACCGGGGCAGAUAGUGGUGAGAAUGGGCGGCGAGGGGGAGCCAGAGGCGGCGGUGGAGGGGAUUGUGGAGGCGGCGAUUUCCGCAGCGGCGGCGAUGACGACAGUGGCAGUGGCGGCACCUCGCGGCGGCGGCGGCGGCGGCGACGACGGUCCGUUCAGGCCUGGCGGCUGUCAUGCCAUGAUGCCAACACAAGCUGAGACGACGGCCGUGGUACCGGCGGCGGUGACGGCGCCCCCAGCGGCGGCGACGGCGGCGGCGGCGGCGUCCACGCCGGGAUUCGAACUCUCCCCUGUAGGUGGUGAAGUUCGCUGUAGCCGUUCCGGUGGCGGCAACGACGGCGGCGGCGCUUGCGGCAACAGUCAGGGCGAGGCCACAACACGGCUAUCGGCGCAGCCGGAGGGUGUAGCCGACCCCACUACUGCUGCCGCCGCGGCGGCAGCUGCAGUCCUCGACGCUGCCGCCACCGGUGGCGCUGGAGCUUCUUAUGCCGCUCCUCCGUGGUCACACACGAGUGCUACUGCUGCAACUGCUGCUGCUGUUGCUACUGCUGCUGCUUCCAGCGGAGAGGCGCUUCCGCUACUGCCGACGCCGCCGGCUGUUGCCGCCACCGCCGCGAACCGAUGGGUAGUCACACCCGGAGUGUGCUGGCGUCGGCGCGCGGUGGGGCCCGGCGGCGUCGGCGGCUCCGGCGGCGUCAAGUUGUCGGUGCUAGAGGACACGGUGGUUGCAGUGCAGCUGCGGGCAGCCUGCUGCUCGGUUCGCGCUACAGUGCUGCCGUCGACACCGCCGCCACUGCCGCUGCCGCUACCGCCGCCGCCGCCGCCGCCGCCACUCCCGCAGCAGCUGCUAUCGCAUUGA